Molecule: messenger RNA, 1943 nt
Organism: Kickxella alabastrina
Lineage: Eukaryota; Fungi; Kickxellomycota; Kickxellomycetes; Kickxellales; Kickxellaceae
Product: glycyl-tRNA synthetase 1
Exons: 7
Coding region: 117-1880 (587 amino acids)
Biological process (GO): mitochondrial glycyl-tRNA aminoacylation
Cellular component (GO): cytoplasm; mitochondrion
Molecular function (GO): ATP binding; glycine-tRNA ligase activity
Source: RefSeq, a predicted model, not a curated record
CGAAGGAUCGCAUAUCUAGGUCAUCUUUUUUCGCUUCUCAUUGGAAACCUCCAAUUUCACUCUCAUUUCCUUUUUAUCCUCUUCUUUUUUAUCUCUCCAGUCGCAUAAUAGCCCAAAUGUCUGACAACAAACUGAAUAUCGAUCGCACGGCGCUCGACUCGCUGCUGCUCAAGCGCUUUUUCUACGCGCCCUCGUUCAGUAUUUACGGUGGCGUCGCCGGCCUGUACGACUUUGGACCGACCGGAACUGCGCUCCAGCAGAACCUGAUCAACAUGUGGCGGCAGCAUUUUAUUAUUGAGGAGGACAUGCUCGAGGUCGAUUGCAGCAUCAUGACCCCGGCUGAGGUGCUCAAGACCUCGGGCCACGUCGAGAAGUUCACUGACUGGAUGUGCAAGGACGUGAAGACCGGCGAUAUCUCGCGCGCCGACCAUUUGGUCGAGGCUGUGCUUGAGGCACGUCUCGAUGGCGACGCCCUUGCACGCAAGAUGGCUGGCCUACUGUCAGUGCUGACGCUGCUGCUGCUCCUGCCAAGGCGGCCAGCACCAAGAAGAACAAGAAGAAGGGCGGCCCCGUCCGUCAUCCAGCUUGAUGACGAGCUUGUCGCCGAGUACAAGAACGUUCUGGCGCAGAUCGACAACUACGACGGCGACGCCCUCGGCGAGCUGAUCACCCGCUUUGAGAUCCGCAACCCUGAUACCGGUAACGAGGUGACUAAACCCUUCCUGAACUUCUCGCGCCUGCUCGAGUUCAACAACCAGAAGAUGCCCUUUGCAUCCGCCAUGGUUGGCCGCUCCUUCCGCAAUGAGAUCUCGCCGCGUCAGGGUCUUCUGCGCGUUCGCGAGUUCACGAUGGCCGAGGUCGAGCACUAUGUCGACCCGCUGAACAAAGAUCACCCCCGCUUCGAUGAUGUUGCCGACGUCAAGCUACGCCUGUUGCCGAGCUCCACUGAGCCUAUCGAGAUGACCAUUGGUGAUGCCGUCACCGAGGGCGUGAUCGAUAACAAGACGCUGGGCUACUUCAUGGGCCGCAUCUACCUCUACUUGAUGUCGGUUGGCAUAAAGCGCGAUCUGCUGCGCUUCCGCCAGCACAUGGACAACGAGAUGGCCCAUUAUGCAUGCGACUGCUGGGAUGCUGAAAUCAAGAACUCGUUCGGCUGGAUCGAAUGCCGUACCAAUGAGAAGCUGUGCGUUCGCGAGAACCUGCCCGAGCCCCGCGUAUACGAGAAGCUCGUGUGCGAGCCCAACAGCAAGGUGUUCGGCCCCAAACUGAAGCGCGCUGCCAAGCCCGUGCAGGAGCACCUGGAGGCCCUCCCUGGCCAGCAACGCAAGACCACCGUCACACUGACUGGCACUGCCGCCGACGGCGAGCAUGAGAUCACCUCUGAGAUGAUCACCAUCGAGAACAAGACCUUCACCGAGUACAUCCGCGAAUAUACUCCCAAUGUCAUCGAGCCCUCGUUCGGCAUUGGCCGCAUCAUGUACUCGCUGAUUGAGCACUCGUACACCGUGCGCGCCGAUGACGAGCAGCGCGCUGUGCUCAGCUUCAACCCGGCUGUUGCACCCUUCAAGUGCCUGGUGCUCCCCCUGUCCAACCACGCCAGCUUUGAGAAGCCCCUUUUGGACGUCGCUCGCCGUCUGCGCACCAACGGUGUCCCCGCCCGCAUCGACGAUGCUGCUUCGGCAUCCAUUGGCCGCCGCUACGCGCGCAACGACGAGCUGGUCACCCUGCGCGAGCGCGACACGACCAAGCAGAUCCGCGCCUCCAUCGACGAGGUUGUCGACCUGGUGAAGAACCUCGUCCUGGGUAACACCACCUGGGACGAAGCACUGAGCAAGUACCCGUCUGUCAACGAUACUGCUGACGAGAGUAAAUGCGGGUGAUGUGGCUCGUUUUUUUACAUUAAUAUUAUUGAUUUUGAUAAUAUACAAUUUCAUAUUUUCAGG